This is a messenger RNA of Calypte anna (Anna's hummingbird), 5573 nucleotides long. RefSeq names its product leucine rich repeats and immunoglobulin like domains 2 (gene LRIG2). Gene Ontology annotation, molecular function: protein binding. Lineage: Eukaryota; Metazoa; Chordata; Aves; Apodiformes; Trochilidae. The record is from RefSeq and is a predicted model, not a curated record. Bases 76 to 3294 code for a protein of 1072 amino acids. The transcript is spliced from 18 exons.
UCUGGUGAGGCCCCGCCCUUCCCCGCCUGCGCGCUGAGGUUGCGCUGCGGGGCGGGGCCGGGGCCGGGCCGCGGGAUGCGGGUGGCGGGGUUGGGCGUGCGGGCCUCCCGCGGGGUAUCGACCCUCACCCGGGCCCGGACCGGUACCCGCACCGGUACCCGGACCCUGCUGGUGCUGCCGCUGCUGGUUGCGGCGCUGUGGAUGCGGGCGGGCGCUGAGGCCUGCGCCGCGCCCUGCUCCUGCCGCCGCGGCCUGCUGGACUGCAGCCGGUACCGCCUGCCCGGCGGGCCGGGACUGCGGAGGAUCCCGCCGCUGCCUGCCGGCACCACGGGGCUGGAUUUAAGUCAUAAUAAUUUACUGUCAUCCAACUGGAGCAUUGAUUUGUCUGCUCAUACACUACAAGAAGUGAAAAUGAAUUACAAUGAGCUAAGUGAAAUUCCAUAUUUUGGAGAAACAACUUCUAAUAUAACCCUUCUCUCAUUGGUACACAAUACCAUUCCAGAAAUAAACGCUGAGCAACUCCAAGCUUACCUUUCAUUGGAAAAUCUAGAUCUUAGUUCUAAUCUUAUCUCAGAAAUCAAAGCUGCUUCUUUUCCAAGGAUGCAACUGAAAUACCUGAAUCUGAGUAACAACAGAAUAACUACUCUAGAAGUAGGCUGUCUUGAUAACUUAUCUAGCUCACUAAUGGUGGUAAAGCUGAACAGAAAUAGGAUUAGUGUGAUUCCACCAAAGAUCUUCAAAUUGCCUCACGUGCAGUUCCUGGAACUGAAAAGGAACCGAAUUAAAAUAGUGGAAAGUCUUACAUUCCAAGGACUGGAAUCCUUAAAAUCCUUGAAAAUGCAGCGCAAUGGGAUUAGCAGACUAAUGGAUGGGGCAUUCUUUGGCCUGGGUAAUAUAGAAGAAUUAGAACUGGAACAUAAUAACUUAACAGAAGUAAACAAAGGCUGGCUGUAUGGUCUGCGGACACUGCAACAACUCUAUGUGAGCCAGAAUGCCAUUAACAGGAUCAGCCCAGAUGCAUGGGAGUUCUGCCAGAGGCUUUCUGAGCUAGACUUGUCAUACAACCAGCUAACUCGCCUCAAGGAAUCUGCCUUUGUGGGACUUGGUUUGUUGGAGAAACUAAACCUGGGUGACAAUCACAUCAGUCACAUUGCAGAUGGAGUUUUUAGAGGUCUGACAAAUCUUCGAACCUUGGAUUUGCGGAACAAUGAGAUCUCCUGGGCCAUAGAAGAUGCAAAUGAAGCAUUUGUGGGACUCAGCAGGCUGGAUAAACUAAUCUUGCAAGGAAACCAGAUUAAGUCGAUUACCAAAAAAGCAUUCUCUGGUCUUGAAGGACUUGAACAUCUAGACUUAAGCAACAAUGCAGUUAUGUCCAUCCAAGAAAAUGCAUUUUCUCAGGCACACCUGAAGGAGCUAAUUCUGAACACCAGCAGCCUGCUUUGUGACUGCCAGCUGAAGUGGCUGCCACAGUGGCUCACUGACAGCCAGCUACAGGAGGCUGUAAAUGUGAGCUGUGCUCACCCUGAGUGGUUGGCAGGACAAAGCCUUCUCAGUGUGGACCCUGAUGAUUUUGUCUGUGAUAACUUCCCUAAACCCCAGAUCAGGGUGCAUCCUGAGACCACUGUGGCUCUGCGGGGCAUGAACGUGACUCUGACCUGCAGUGCUGUCAGCAGCAGUGACUCCCCCAUGUCCACAGCCUGGCGCAAGGACAGUGAGGUCUUGUAUGAUGCAGAGGUGGAGAAUUUUGCCAGGUAUCAGCAGCAAAGUGGUGAGGUGGUCGAGUACACCACUGUCCUGCAUCUUUUCAAUGUGAAUUUCACUGAUGAAGGAAAGUAUCAGUGCAUCAUCACCAAUCACUUCGGCUCCAAUUACUCCAACAAAGCCAAGCUGACUGUUAAUGAGCUGCCCUCAUUCCUCAAAACCCCCAUGGAUCUCACCAUCCGCACUGGGGCCAUGGCCCGGCUGGAGUGUGCUGCUGAGGGCCACCCUACUCCUCAGAUCUCCUGGCAGAAAGAUGGUGGCACAGACUUCCCUGCUGCAAGAGAGAGGAGGAUGCAUGUCAUGCCUGAGGAUGAUGUAUUCUUUAUUGCAAAUGUGAAGAUAGAGGACAUGGGAAUCUACAGCUGUAUGGCACAGAACAUCGCAGGGGGGUUGUCAGCAAAUGCCACGCUGACUGUGUUGGAAACUCCCUCCUUUGUUAGGCCCCUGGAAGACAGGACAGUGACACGAGGUGAAACUGCUGUCCUGCAGUGCAUAGCUGGGGGCAGCCCUGCCCCACGCCUCAACUGGACCAAAGAUGAUGGCCCUCUGGCAGUCACAGAAAGACAUUUUUUUGCUGCAGCAAAUCAGCUUCUCAUCAUUGUGGAUGCUGGACUGGAGGAUGCUGGGAAGUACACCUGCAUUAUGUCCAACACCCUGGGCACUGAGCGUGGCCACAUCUACCUACAUGUCUUGGCUUCCCCAAACUGUGACUCUUCCCAGGGUGGCAUUGUCCACGAGGAGGAUGGAUGGACAACCAUAGGUAUUGUGAUCAUUGUUGUGGUGUGCUGCGUGGUGGGAACAUCCCUGGUGUGGGUGAUUGUCAUCUAUCACAUGAGAAGGAAGAAUGAAGAUUACAGCAUCACUAACACAGAAGAGAUGAACCUUCCUGCAGACAUUCCCAGCUACCUGUCCUCCCAGGGAACUCUGUCAGAGCCCCAGGAAGGCUACAGCAACUCAGAGGCAGGAAGCCACCAGCAGCUGAUGCCUCCAGCUGGUAGCUAUGUUCACAAAGGCACAGAGGGUGGCACAGCACCACUGGUGAUCUGCUCAGACUGCUAUGACAAUGCAAACAUCUACUCAAGGACACGAGACUACUGUCCCUAUGCCUACAUCUCAGAGGAGGAUCCCUUGGAUCAAACUCUCCCAAAUCUCAUGGUGCAGAUGCCUAAGGAAACGUACACAGCACGCACCCAGCAUGAAACCAGUACCCUUGAUAGUCUCUUAGCAGAGAGAGACAUGUCUGUUUUCCUUACCAACCACGACAAAAUAAGUGAAAAUAAAAUCUCCUCCCAGCAGAUGAAUGAACCCUUUCAGCUUCCCUUAUGGGGAGUGAACAAAGACCUGGGGCUCUCCCAUGCACACUUUCUGCAUCAGCCAUCAGCCCGUGAGACCCCGCGGCCUCUCCGGAGUGAGGGUGUUCCUGAGAGUGACCCUGAGCAAGCUGCUUCACCCAGACCUUGCCACAGGUUACAUGAACACAGCUUUGAUUUUAGCAGGACACGGAACAUUCAUGACUACAGUGAAACCACGUAAGACACUAAAAUGAAGUCUUGAAAGCAAAUCCCUCUCAACUGACUUUUUGUAUUUACUACCUCAGGACUAACCCCAAGGCCAAAGAUGCUUUGUAUGUGUGUCUGCAGCUGCAGGCUGACCAAACCCAGUCAGACUCCCUAGGAGGUGGUGGCACAUUCCCUUUUUACUUGGAUUUCUGCAUACUGGAAAACGGGAAUGUGCAGCACAACACGUGGAUGAUUAGUGACACCCACAAGAGCAGCACUCAGACUUGGAUUUUCUGAUGUUGGAAGCAGCCUUUGUGUUGGUGCAUGCAUUGAAAAAUCUCUCAAGAAUGCAUAGCUAUUUCACACCACAUUGUCUGCUUGAAAACAAAUGUUCAGGGCCUCCUUAUGGAAUUCCCCAGUAAUUGUAAGCAUAAAAACUCUUGGCCAGCUUCUUGUUGCUUAGACUUUUGGCAGGCAAUGUUACCAGUCUAACAUUGAGGCUUGUUUUCUCUGAUGAAUAAUGGACUCUAGCUGUAAAUAAAUUUGCAUUUAUAAAUAUUUUGUAUACACUAAGCAUAUAAAAGUGUUGGCUGUAAUGUAAAUAUUUUUUUUAUUAUGCCAAAGUAUGUAUCAUACUGUUAGUCUUGACAGCUGCAUAUCAAGGGUUUUUUGGUGAGACUGAAAGCUUGCUUCAGAUAGGAUAGCUAAAGCUGGCUUCAUUUUGGAACUUAGGUACGUGGUGAAACUGUGAUAUUGGUGAAUGUUGUUGUUAGGUACAAUUCUGUGUGCAUUCAGCCUGGCUGACCUGACCACGAGCUGGUCCAUUUCAUGACAUUAGCAGAGUUCCAGAGUUCUUAAACUCCAGGCACCCACCCUGUCCAUAGCACAUCCAGCCCUACAGACUCUGCAGAACUCAGCUCUGUUAACCUCUGCUCUAGGCUGUAGUGUCCAACUCCCCAGAAGUUCUUCUAAAUGACAAACAAACAAACAAACAUUUGGGAUAGCUGUAAGGUGAGAGUUUUGAGUGCUUUGUUUAGAAGUUUAUCUGAGCUUUUUUCUUUAAAAGCCUUUGUAUUGUGUAUGUGGCAGAGAGGUCUCUAUGUGUUUGUCCUGCCUGACAGUUAUGUGAACUUCUAAAAGAAGAAUAUUGUGAUGAAAGGCAUUGGAUUAAUUGGGAAAGUCUUGUUGCAUUUUUCAAGCUGUAGAAUAGCUGCUAAAAUGAAAACAGCUGCAUGGUGUAUUUUUCUAAAGACAGAACCUUUUUGGACCAGCCCAAGAGAGGUAUGUAAGGCUUCUCAUUGAUCUAUUCCAUGGAAGGGUGUGUGGCUGAAGUAGCAGAUGCAGUCAUGCCAAAGCACAGCUGAAAUUUUUGAGACUGGAUUAUUUGUGUAAAUGAGAGAGGAAAGGCUGGGAAUAAUUUUUUUCCCCACAGUCAGACCUAUGAAAAUGAGCAAAUAUUAUCAAGGGCUCUCACCAUGCUCUCAAAGCAACUGUGUUUGCUUUGACAGCCAGCAGCUUUAGUAGGAAGAGGCUCCAAUUGUCCUUGACCUUUGGAUAAAGUAGAGAGAAACACAGGUGUGUUGAACUCUAGUCUGGGCUCUGACAUCUGAAAUGUUGUGAUAACAUAUAUGCUAAAAGAAGAAUCUUAAGUUCAUUGCUUUCUGGUUUUAUUUCCUCCAGGCUUCUCCUUUCUAGACAGCCUUUCAGCCAUGGUGCUUUCAAUCCAAAGUUAUCUCUGUUGCAAGAACCCAGUACUGUCAGUUUAAAUUCAAAUGAGAAAGGUCAGGUCAUGAAACUACAGCAGCAGCAGUGUCUCAUCCUUUUGGGCUGCUUGCUGCCUUCUCCAGGUGCUCACCCAGGCUGCUGUGGCAGCUUCUUGGCAUGUGCAGAGCCCCAGCUUCCCCCUGUUGGGAACACAGCACUCCUGCUGCUGUUACUUUUUCUUUCAUCCUCUCUUUUGUGGAGCUGAGCUAAUACAGCUCUGUCAUGGUGCAGCUCUUGAUGUCCAGACCUUUGGGCACAACUUCCUAGGGCGUUUGACUUCUCUUUAGGUAGGUAAGAUGAAAACCAAGACCUCAAAAUCAAUGCUGUCUGCACCAGAACGAGCUGAAGUGCUACCUCUCAAAGCCAUUUAGAAGCUAAAGCUCUGCUGAUUUCUGUGAGAUACUGGCCUAUAAAAGCUGUCAUUAUGAAUUAGGACAUUUGCAUUCCUCCAUGAGCAGUGGUAUCUCUUGAAAGUCCAUAAGCUUGUUGUAAAUAGCUGAUGCUUGUAAGGGGGUGAAUGCCUUUCUGUGCUUAGCAUUGUGCAAAAAC